UUAAGCACGCACAAAUCAGCACUAAAAACAGAGCUGCUUAAUUACAGCUCUCUGUGUGUGUCAGAGAGAAGCUGUGUGGGUGUGUGAGAGGGAGGGAGAGAUGGGCGGUGCCGUGAAGGUGUACGGGGUGGCGGCGUCUCCGUUCGUCGCGACGGUGCUGCUUUGCCUGGAGGAGGUCGGCGCCGACUACGAGCUCCUCCCCCUCGACAUGGCUGCGCGGGAACAGAGGACCGAGCCACACCUCUCUCGGAACUCUUCGUAUGGUUCAAUCUCGCAGCCAUUCGGCAAGAUCCCAGCGUUGGAGGACGGGGAGUUGACUCUCUUCGAAUCGCGCGCGAUUUCUCGGUACGUGCUCCGCAAGUACGGAGGCACCAGCGCCACCGAUCUUCUAAGGGCAUCCAGCCUAGAAGAAUCAGCCAUGGUGGACGUGUGGAUGGAGGUGGAGGCCCACCAGUACCAGCCGGCCAUCGCCAACGUCGUCCGGCAGUGCGUCAUCCUGCCGUUCAUCGGCGGCGCGCGAGACCAGGCCGUCGUCGAGGAGUACGUCGGGAAGCUCGAGAAGGUCCUCGACGUGUACGAGGCGCGGCUGUCGAGCUCGCCGUACCUCGCCGGGGACUUCUUCAGCCUCGCCGACCUCGUCCACUUCGGCUUCACCUACUGCCUGGUGGCCGGCACCGAGUACGCGACGCUGCUGGAGUCGCGCGCGAGCGUCAUGGCGUGGUGGGGGCGCAUCAUGGCCAGGCCCUCGGUGAAGAAAGUGGCCCCGCUCAUCCACCUCGGAUUGAAGCUAUCCUCGUCUGCUUAAAUUGAAUGUCGCAAAUUCAGUUUAUAUAUGCAUUUCAGUUGGGUUUUACUACUAUGAUUUUUGAUGUCUAGAGACAUGUUGAGAAAUAAAUGUUUGUUCGUAAGUAGUACUUCCUACGUAAAAAAAUAUAUAUAAGCGUAUGGAUCACUUAGUGAUCUAAACGCUCGUAUAUUUCUUUGUGGAAGGAGUACUACAUAUAAAUAAGACUAGAAGGAAAAAUGAGAUGCACUAAACUCAUCAUCGAAUCUGAUGGUAUGAUGGCGCUGGAGGCUACCUAUCAUCCAAUGCUUAUAUUCGGACUGAUGUUUCACUCAUUACAAGUCAUGGAGUUUGUUUUCAAAAGAAAAAAGUCAUGGAGUUUGCUAGCA
Triticum aestivum (bread wheat) is the source of this 1173-nucleotide messenger RNA. RefSeq names its product probable glutathione S-transferase GSTF1. The coding region runs from base 101 to 805 and encodes 234 amino acids. Lineage: Eukaryota; Viridiplantae; Streptophyta; Magnoliopsida; Poales; Poaceae. The transcript has 3 exons. Gene Ontology annotation, molecular function: glutathione binding; glutathione transferase activity. Gene Ontology annotation, cellular component: cytoplasm. The record is from RefSeq and is a predicted model, not a curated record. Gene Ontology annotation, biological process: glutathione metabolic process.